CAAGCGAUGCUAGUUCAGUCGUAUAAAGACAACACUCCAACACUUUACGGUAUAUAACAUUCUCUCAUCAGUUUGUUUCUGCUCUGUAAAUUUCCGCAAACUAAGUACGUAUAAGGAAAUAUAUUGAGAGAAUCAGGUAUUCGCAUCUAUUGACCGAACUACGAUCGAGGUGGUGAAACAUAAACAUUUUGUUAAGAUCUCGUUUAGUCUUUGUCGACUGAUUGAGGUAUAACCGUGUGCAUUAUUAAAUUGUUCAAACUCAGGUGUUGUUUUUGUGUGUGAAUAAAUAUGAAGCUUCACCAGAUCGCAAUAGCAAUAUUGGUUUUGUGUAACUAUGAAAUCAAAGUGCAUGGACACAAAAUUAAAUCAGUUACCUGUGGCAGGCGAUUAUUGAAACAUGAAGCACUUAUUGUGGAUGGGUCUGCAUCGAAAGAAGGAUUUUGGCCAUGGCAUGCAAGCAUUUUGCAUAUCGAUGUUAAUGUGAAUAUUAACUAUAAAUGCGGUGGUACGUUACUGAAUUCGAAUGCAAUCGUAACUGCAGCUCAUUGUGUUCACGAAAAUGGCCAGCCAAUAGUGCCGUCCAGAGUGUUGAUUCAAUUGGGAAGAAAUAAUUUGAAAGUUUCUGGCCCAAACAGUCAAGAAUUUGAGGCCUUUAAGAUCAUUCCUCAUCCAAACUAUAACAUCUCCAAUUUGAGAAACGACAUCGCUAUCAUUUCACUUGCAACCAAAGUCACUUUCAACGACUACGUUCAGCCCAUCUGUUUGUGGAGCGCAAAUAAAAUCGAUUUAUCGGAAGUUGUGGGCAAACCAGGUACAGUAGUUGGUUUUGGCGUUACGAAAACCGAUAAAAUUGCAUACACCCUACAACAAGCGGUUAUGCCAGUGGUUAGUAUAGCCACUUGUCUUGGUAGCGACAAUGCUUUCUACGGCCAAUUCCUCUCGGAUUUUGCAUUCUGUGCUGGUUCUCGAAAUGGAACAACUGCAUGUAACGGUGACAGCGGUGGUGGAAUCGUAUUUGAAGAUGAAGGAGUUUAUCGUAUACGAGGAAUUGUAUCAUUAACUCAGGUUCGACCAGGAGAACGUCGAGAUCUGUGUAAGGUUGACGAAUAUGUUGUUUUCACUGAUGUUGCAAAAUAUAUUGAUUGGAUUGAAGAGAACGUACUUACGCUACCAUUACCACCUACAGAAGUCACUGCUCAUACACACAAAGAAUCCUCAAAUGAUGAUAAUGGGAUCAAUUACUGUUACUUCUUAGGAAACGACUUAACAAAUGCCCAGAUACCAAGAGAAUAUUGUAGUGAUCGGUGCGCAUCUACGCCAAGCUGUACACAUUUCACGUGGAACGCCUAUAAUGGUGGAACUUGUUGGAUGAAGAAAAACCGAGUGACACAAAGCGAUGCACACGUUAGCCAUGAUAAUGAAUCAGUGUGUGGGAUUGUUGAAAAUGUCUCUCGCAUCACUUGGUUGCCGAACGAUUGGGCGGUUGGAUGUGAUUUUUGGAAAAAUAGUCUUUAUGACGUUAGAAGUAGUGGUGCCGAAUGUAGCCAUCGAUGUGGUUCUACACCAGGUUGUACGCAUUACACAUGGACUGAUUACAACGGUGGAACGUGUUGGAUGAAACAAAACGCGGUUAGCAAAAGCGACGCAUUUGUAAGCAAAGACAAGUCGGCAGUGUGUGGUGUCAUUUCGGAUAAAAUCACUUGGAAUGGGAAUUGGGCACUUGGGUGUGAUUUUCAUGGCAACGACUUACAAAGUGUUCUGUCGACAGGGGAAGAAUGUGGAGGUUUAUGCGCUGCUAAUCCUCAAUGCACUCAUUUUACAUGGAAUAAUGGAACGUGUCGGAUGAAACAAAAUGUGGUUAGCCAAAGCGAUGCACUUGUAGUCAGAGACAAAUCUAGAGUGUGUGGAGUCAUGAUUGCUGAAGCACUCACCUGGAAUGGAAAUUGGGCACUUGGGUGUGAAUUUGAAGGCAACGAUUUGGGAAGUGUUAAAUCGAAGGGAGAAGAAUGUGGAGCUAUAUGUGCUGCUAAUCCUCAAUGCACUCACUUUACAUGGAGUUAUGGAACUUGCCGGGUGAAAAAAUACAGUGGUGUGACCAAGGAAGCGGCUGUUAAAGUCAACGACAUGUCAGUUACAUGCGGUGUCAUCAGGAGUAUCGUUUGAAAACUUUUUUAUCUUUAUUUUUUUACUGACAACAAGCCAUAAUGUUUAGCAAACCUGAAUGAGUAGUGAAACCGGAAAAGGGAUAUCAGGUUUUGAGGUUUCUGGGAAACCUUCACAUGCAUUUAUUUUUUGAAGUAUUUUAAUAAUAUAAGUACUUGUAUGAUGUUCACCUAAUCCAUCAUUUCAUAUAUUAAAUAAACUUUACUUGAUUACUUGUA
Bradysia coprophila is the source of this 2381-nucleotide messenger RNA. RefSeq lists its product as uncharacterized. Gene Ontology annotation, molecular function: serine-type endopeptidase activity. NCBI's taxonomy places the organism in Eukaryota, Metazoa, Arthropoda, Insecta, Diptera, Sciaridae. The record is from RefSeq and is a predicted model, not a curated record. Gene Ontology annotation, biological process: proteolysis.